AUGAACAUCGAUGUACCUUGCAGAAUGAGCGCGAGACCACAAGGCCUAGAAAUCAAUGACAAGAUUAGAAGCGAGUGCGACAUGAGACCUUCGCUUGAGCCUCAGGUCACUUCUGAAGCAGAAAAUGACAUUGUUGGAAAAGGUCCCAUUAUUCAAGAAGAUCCUGCAAUGACGGAAGGAGGAGCGGUAUGGCGGAAACUGGAUUAUCAUAUUCUCCCCCUAAUGGCGAUGUAUUUUUUCUUGUCCUUUCUGGAUCGAACAAAUGUCGGAAACGCACGGGUGGCGGGACUGCAAAAGGACCUCGGAAUGUCGAACAAGCAAUACAGUAUAGCGUUGACGGUUACCUAUGUGCCUUAUAUUGUGUUUCAACUACCUUCCAAUCUCAUACUCAAAGCUGUCGGACCUAAUCUUUUACUUCCAACAAUGUUAACCCUUUGGGGAGUUGUCACUGUUCUGCAGGGAGUUGUCAAGUCCUAUUCUGGGUUUUUAGCCUGUCGGUUCUUCCUAGGUCUCCUUGAGGGUGGCCUCUUUCCAGGACUUGUGCUUUAUCUCUCUUACUUCUAUCCUCGAUACAUGAUGAACACACGCGUUACCGCGUUCUUCUCAUCUGCCUCCCUCUCUGGAGCGUUCUCAGGAAUCUUGGCGUACGGAAUCAUUCACAUGGAUGGUGUCGGAAACCGACCUGGGUGGUCUUGGAUCUUCAUCCUCGAAGGCUUAUUCACGUUCCUAUUCGGCGUGUUUUCAUUCUUCCUUUUUCCUCGAUCAGUUGAUAAUUCCCGAUUUUUGAGCCCCGCGGAGAAGGAGUACAUAAAAGAAAAGCUGCUUGAAGACUGUGAUCAUAAAGAAGAGGAAGGGUUCAGCUGGAGUGAAGUUGUUGAGGCGUUGAGACUCCCCCAGCUUUGUUGGUUGUUCUCAAUCGUUGCAGUUUACCAGGAACUAACAGAGUGUUUCCGUAGCUUUUCUCCAUCGAUCAUUCAAGGCCUUGGAUAUACUGCAGCAGAUACACAGCUGAUGAGCGUUCCUCCGUACGCUGUCGCCUGCGUUGUGGCUUUGAUUGCGUCUUUCGUUUCCGACCGUUAUCGGUGCCGCGGAAUUGUCUGUGUUGUUUCUGUCCUCCUCUGUGCCAUCGGAUUUGCGAUUUUUCUCGGAUCUGAAUCAAACCAAAUCCAAUAUGGAUCACUCUUUUUUUCGGUCACCGGCGCAUGUAUGGCAGCACCAACACAAGCCACCUGGAAUGCGAACAAUGCUUCUCCUCAGACCCGUCGAGCGACAGUUAUUGCGGUCGGAUUCGUGUUUUCCAACGGUGGUGGUAUUCUCGCAACUUGGCUGCUUGGUGGUUCAUUGAGUCCUGCACCCAGAUACACCGAAGCGACAAUAACGCUCUUGGUGUUUAGUCUUCUUGCGGCACUGAUGUGUGGGCUGAAUAUGUUCUACCUCAGGAUGCAAAAUGGAAAGAAGGCUGAAAGGAGGAAGACGAUGAGCAGAGAGGAUGAGAAGCCUGGGAUCGGGAAUCACAGUUCUUGGUACAUAUACAACUUGUAG
Lentinula edodes (shiitake mushroom) is the source of this 1542-nucleotide messenger RNA. Its product is annotated as major facilitator superfamily domain-containing protein. Gene Ontology annotation, molecular function: transmembrane transporter activity. Gene Ontology annotation, biological process: transmembrane transport. The record is from RefSeq and is a predicted model, not a curated record. The transcript has 8 exons. Bases 1 to 1542 code for a protein of 513 amino acids. Gene Ontology annotation, cellular component: membrane. Lineage: Eukaryota; Fungi; Basidiomycota; Agaricomycetes; Agaricales; Omphalotaceae.